Messenger RNA from Ogataea polymorpha, 2136 nucleotides. RefSeq lists its product as uncharacterized. The record is from RefSeq and is a predicted model, not a curated record. The coding region runs from base 1 to 1071 and encodes 356 amino acids. NCBI's taxonomy places the organism in Eukaryota, Fungi, Ascomycota, Pichiomycetes, Pichiales, Pichiaceae. The transcript has a single exon.
AUGGAUUCAAGCUCAAGUUUUUUCCAAUACCAAAAUAUGAACCACUCUGGAGCAAUCAUUAAUCCGCUACUGAAGACGUUGGAAUUUAUCGGCGCUAAAAGUCCAGAUACCCCUAGUGCUGCGUCUGUCAUGUACAAGCUACGAAAGCUUAUCAAUGCCGAAAAGAAAGUUCUGAAAAGAAGGCAUGAAUUUUUGGGUGGUGUUUCUCACUGGGUAAACGUAUUAAGUAAUCCCGAGAACAAACGCUUGUUGGUGGAAUUCAGCCGGAUUGCAGAGCUACAAGGCCGACUUGACGAAGAAAUGAUAAGAAAGAAGGAAAAUAUCAACUUGCAGUUAUACCAUGUGUCUCAAAGAGAAUCAAAAUCGGCGGAACUUAAGCUCAAAAGAGCAAGAACUUUUAAACAGCUUAGAGAUCAGGAGCGCAAAAUUGGGGAUAAUCACAAUACUUGCUUAUCGAGAGAGGCCUUGGAAGAGUUGAACAUCUCCAUUGAAGUGGUGGAUGAACAGCUAAUAAAAUCCAUUAAUACUUCAUUGCAAGGCUCUUUAGUGGAUUAUGUCCUGAGUAUGCAAAGUGUCUCUUCUGAUAUCAAGGAAGGUUGCAAUGAGUUUUUUGAAUAUCUGAAUGCCGAUUCUAUUUACAAUUGUCGCAAAAGCUAUUUAUUAGAUGACUCCUCGGAUAAGAUCCAAUAUCUUGGUUCCAGAGAAACUUCCGAGAAUAAGGAGAAUCAAUACAAGGGCCGAGCAGAAAGUGUCAAGCCUGCUGGAGGCAACAAGAAGAAAUACUUGAAUUUAACCAACUUGACUGGCCCAACUGAAGUUCGAGCAAGCACUGAGCAUCUGACUGGCCAUGAACUCAAAGAAGAACUGGGGACGUUGCAGACUCAGCCUCUCAAAUGUCCAGAUUGUGGGUCUCAACUGAAAAACGAACACACCCAACAUUCAAGUGUGUGUUCCUAUUCCAAGCAGGGAUUAAAUGAUCCGCCCGGCUCCUCCCAAAGUCUUGCAAUGCCGGGAAGGCUAGGGAUCCGCAUACCUAGCGUUUUGAAGUCUCGUGCAGGCGAAGGAUGGUAGCUGCUUUAGGCAGACAAAGGCGUCUUAUAACAUGUCUGCAAAUAAUUUUUUGCUGAUUUCGUAUGUGGAGAUCAUUAUAGCACACGAAGGCGCAAUUUUCAGGCAUCGUGGAGCUAGACCCACAAAGAGCGAGCUCAUGCCCUCGUUUUUAUAGAUGGUAUGCAACGAUUUGAACAUCGAUUCUUUGGUGCUUUUUGAGUUCACCUGCUUGUUCAAGGACCCGGCAUCUUCCAAAGAUACUUGAAGGCGUGUUUUCCCAACGUCAAAAGGAUUGGUGAAAAUUGCUGCCAGCACGCCAGACAGAGAGCCGCUAAUAAACGACCUAGCAAAUAUUUCGGCAUGCUGGUGGUCUGGCGAGCUGAAAAUUUGCAGCCGUUGUAAUCUGUCGUUCAAGUAUUCGUAAGAGGACCAGUAUAUUCCACUGAAUGGAACAUCGCGCCAAAGUGUCAGUUGCAACCCUUUGAAAAGAGAGAAAAAUCCUUUAUUUUGCACUUCUUUGAACGAGUUUGUAACGACCAUCUUCAUGAUCUCGGAGGACGUUGAGCUUGAUGUGGGAACAGCCUGGAGCCUAGUUUUUAUCAGUUCUAAUGGGGCUACCACUGUUGCAGCCAUAAUUCGCGCGAAGGAACCGCAAAGCAGAGGAUUGAAAAUCGGGAAUUGAUUUUUCAAAGGAGAUCUAUCUCGCAAGUACUCAUACCCGCUGAAGUAAACCAUAUUAGAUGGAACUGCCAUAAUAAGCAUCAGAGACAACCCUCUAUAAAGAGUGAAAACUCCUUCGUUGACAGCAAUUUUUGAAAGUCCCGAAAACGUGCCAUUAAUCUUGAGUUCUUGUGCACAUGCGUUGCUUGAGCAAAAAUAGUCUUUGCUUGGUCGUGUAGCAUCCUCCCAAAACACUUUCUUACAACAAGUUGCAGUUUGGCGGAAAUGGGGAGGAAAAAGCAGUUGUUGUUGUUGCAGCCUAAUUCGCACCACAUCAAAAGGUGUUACUACCAAAGAUGUUAAUAGUGACCCAGUGCAUGCACUCAGCAUCCUCUGCGUAAUCGUGAUGUCUGACCCUGGCUGUGG